Camellia sinensis is the source of this 2078-nucleotide messenger RNA. Its product is annotated as shaggy-related protein kinase epsilon. Lineage: Eukaryota; Viridiplantae; Streptophyta; Magnoliopsida; Ericales; Theaceae. The record is from RefSeq and is a predicted model, not a curated record. Gene Ontology annotation, molecular function: protein serine/threonine kinase activity; ATP binding. Gene Ontology annotation, cellular component: nucleus; cytoplasm. Gene Ontology annotation, biological process: signal transduction; cell differentiation; peptidyl-threonine phosphorylation.
AAAAACAAGAGAGAGAGAGAGAGAGAGAGAGAGAGGGGGGAGCUGGUGGUGGUGUUGGUGGAUUGGUGUCUUUUUCGCAGAUUCCUCUCUCGGUUGAAUGCAGCAGAGGAGAGAGAUUGGAGAGCCAUAGCUUUCUCUUUCUCUCUCUCUUCUCUUGAUCAAGAAAUUUAGGGAGAGAGACAAAAUUAGGGUUUCGUUUCAGAAACCAUAAUGAAUGUCAUGCGUCGCCUCAAGAGCAUCGCUUCCGGCCGCUCCUCUGUUUCCGAUCCUGUUGGGGAUUCUAGCAUAAAGAGGGUGAAGGUUGACCAAGAAGUAGAUCGGAAGGUUACUGUUGAAUCACAAUCCUUCGAGAGAUGUGCGGUUGAAGUAGAGCAAAAUAAGGCUUCCACAUCUAGGGAAACUGCUGCAAGCUCGUCCCAUGCAUCUUCUAUUGGUAGAGCUGAAAAAUCUGGUUAUGAUGAACUUCCCAAAGAGAUGCAUGAAAUGAAAAUCAGAGACGAGAACCAUGAUGAUAAAGAUAUGGAAGGCACUUUUGUCAAUGGAAAUGGACCAGAAACAGGUCAGAUAAUUUCCACUACAGUGAGUGGUCGAAAUGGACAACCGAAACAGACAAUCUCAUACAUGGCAGAGCGUGUGGUUGGCACUGGUUCAUUUGGUGUUGUCUUUCAGGCCAAGUGCCUGGAAACUGGUGAAGCUGUUGCGAUAAAGAAGGUGUUGCAGGAUAAGAGAUACAAGAAUAGAGAGCUCCAGAUUAUGCGCUUGCUGGACCAUCCUAAUGUUGUUCAAAUAAAGCACUGUUUCUUUUCAACUACCGAAAAAGAUGAGGUGUACCUUAAUCUUGUUUUAGAGUAUGUAUCUGAAACCGUCUACCGGGUCUCAAGGCAUUAUAGCAGGUUGAGCCAACAUGUGCCCAUCAUUUAUGUACAACUCUAUACAUACCAGAUUUGCCGUGCUCUUAAUUACAUACACAAUGUUAUCGGUGUAUGUCAUCGUGAUAUUAAGCCACAAAAUCUAUUGGUUAAUCCCCAUACUCAUCAGCUGAAGUUGUGUGAUUUUGGGAGUGCAAAGAUGUUGGUGCCUGGUGAGCCCAACAUAUCAUAUAUUUGUUCACGGUAUUAUAGGGCUCCGGAACUGAUAUUUGGGGCUACGGAAUACACAACUGCAAUUGAUAUGUGGUCUGUUGGUUGUGUUAUGGCUGAGCUACUUCUUGGUCAGCCUCUGUUUCCAGGGGAAAGUGGGGUUGAUCAGCUGGUGGAAAUCAUCAAGAUACUGGGGACACCAACCAGAGAGGAAAUUAAGUGCAUGAAUCCGAACUAUACUGAAUUCAAGUUUCCACAGAUCAAAGCUCACCCAUGGCACAAGGUUCAUUUGAAAAUCUUCGAGGAUCAUGUAUUUCACAAGCGAAUGCCACCUGAGGCAGUUGAUCUUGUAUCAAGGAUGCUCCAGUAUUCACCAAAUCUACGUUGCACUGCGUUGGAGGCAUGUGCUCACCAUUUCUUCGAUGAUUUGAGGGAACCAAAUGCAUGCUUGCCAAACGGUCAACCGCUUCCUCCUGUUAUGAAUUUCACACCUCAAGAGCUGGCCGGUGCAUCACCUGAAUUGUGUCAACGUCUUAUCCCUGAGCAUGUCAAGAAAUAAAUUUGUGAAGUUGCAGAGGUCACAUCUUGUAGGCAAUGUUUAUCAGUUUUUGGAUAUGUGCUUAGUUACCCCGAAUGAGGCAUCACCUACUUUGCCAAGUAAUGGAUGAAGCAACCAUUAUUUGGCAUUUAUCAAUGAAAUGAGUGCCGUGAGGGUUGUGGGUUUUGCUUGUUUGGCAGUCUUUGAUGAGGAAAUAUAUUGCGGAAUCAUGGCAGUGCAUACAGUGGGAUGGAGCUGCUUGGCUAUGAGGUGUUCCGCGAUCAUUUUUUCCUCCUUUUUUGACGUUGUAGUUAUGUCCAGUUUUGUGAUUGUCGGUGGGUGCAAUGGAUACUAACAAAAUCAGGGCGGUAAGAGAGGGAUUAGGAUGUGCUUCAGUGUAUACUCACUCACUCUGCUGUUCUCUUUUUGGUUUUAUCAAAAGAAAUUUUAGUUCCCAUUGA